Messenger RNA from Cercopithifilaria johnstoni, 426 nucleotides. The record is from the annotation of a GenBank genome assembly. NCBI's taxonomy places the organism in Eukaryota, Metazoa, Nematoda, Chromadorea, Rhabditida, Onchocercidae.
AUGAAUUUUUGGUUUCUACUUGUAAUACUUGGUAUUGCGACAUUUUCAACAGCUGUAAGACAUCAAGCUGUUGGAAUCAAAGGUAAACUACUAUGUGGUAGUGCUGCGGCACGAAAUGUUCGAGUAAAACUUUGGGAUGAAGAUUCUGGACCACAGCCAGAUGAUCUUCUAGCUCAAGGAUAUACCGAUGAACAAGGUAUAUUUACGCUGGCAGGUGAUACGUUUGAAUUAACCAGUAUUGAUCCAGUAUUGAAAGUAUAUCAUGAUUGCAAUGAUAAUCUAAAGUUAGGACUACGAAAAUUAAAAUUCAAAAUUCCAACCAGUUAUAUUAACGAAGGGAAAACAGUCAAGAAGAUGUUCGAUAUUGGUGUCCUGAAUUUGGAGACAAUAUUUCCGGAUGAGGAAAGAGAAAUGAUUCCAUCGUAA